AUGCGUAUAAAAUGAUCGCCCUACUAGUAUACAUUUGUUUUGUUAUAGUCAGCACAAGUAUAAUAUUUUGGUACGUUGAAUCACUUGAAUUAUUUGAAAAUAGCUGGUGUGACAAAUAAAUUAAAAAGACAAAACGAGGAAUUGACGCAUGAGGAAUUGACGCGCGAGGAAUUGGAAAACAACGGUGUGGGUAUUUAUCCCGAAAGAGAAUAUGCUUGCGACCAAUGUAGAGGGGUUGCAAUAUUCGAUGAUCACCACGGGGAUAUAUGCCAUUUGACACCCAAGGAAUACUCUGACUACGUGGAAAGGCAGGAAAUUCCGGAAGAGGAUUAUGUCGAGAAUAUAUCACGGCUUGAGUAUUGGGAAUAUUGGAAGAGUAAGAUGAAUAAAGACACAGACAGGGUGUCUGAAUACGCGACUGAUGGGGAGAGUGAAGACAACGCAGGGUCUGUGGUCAACGAUGAUGAUGAUGAUAUCGAAGAUGAUGAAGUGGAAACAGGUUCGAGAAGGCUGAGGAGGUUGGAAAGAAAGAAGGAAGAAGAAGAAGAAGAAAGGAAGGUUGAGAAGUUUGAUCAGGCAUGUGGGGAAAGGAAGAAAUGGUUUUAUCCAAAUCCGGAGGGCUUAUAUUAUUGUGACAUUUGUGGAAAUGACCCUGAUCAAGUUUUUGAACAUGCGGAGGACGAGUUUAG
Messenger RNA from Paramuricea clavata, 689 nucleotides. Lineage: Eukaryota; Metazoa; Cnidaria; Anthozoa; Malacalcyonacea; Plexauridae. The record is from the annotation of a GenBank genome assembly.